AGCGUUUAACUUAUUGUAUAUCGCUUCAUAAACUGCUAUCUUCACCUAGCUCUGUAUUUCCGAAUUUAUAUAUUUAGGUACCUAUAUACUAUAUAACUAUCGAUCUUUUACAAUUUCGAACAAGAAUGCUUUUGACAUCGUCGCAAGUCUCGGUUUUAAUUUCGUCGGGAAUUGUUGUCUUGUUCACGGCAGCAUUGUUCCUCAGCGGCUAUGCAAUUCAGCAGCGAACACUGCGCGACCUACGAGCAGCUAUCAAACCCAACCGAAUACCUCGACCGAGCCCCAAAGUCUACUUCCCAGAACACCGCGACUCACCUAGCCAGCUCGAGGACAUGAUAAGCGAUUCGCGACUGCGGCACCGCCGUAAGAAACAUGGGGCAGAUGAGGAAGAUUUUGUCGUUGUGCGUCCUACCGUGCCGGAGGAGGGGCUAGAGAAAUCAGAGUGGGAAGAGUCGGCUGCGUCGGAGAAAGACGAUGUUGCUGGGGCAUUUGCGGGAACGCCGGACGCUGUGGAGGAACCUACACCCAAGAAGAAGCUCGAGGAGAAGCCAGUCAGCAGAGCUGAGAGGAGGCAGAAGAUUAAAGAGGAGAUACGACGGUUGUCGGAAGGCCAGGAACGAGUAUACUAUCAGCGACGACUAUGGUAGUUUUUACCUCACUAUGCUGCUAUUCUCUAAAAGCUACUAUCUACUUGGUACUGUUCAUAUACAUAGGCAUGCAUUAGGAUUGGUGGGAACGGGGCUUUUAGGGAACCUGGGGGCUGAUUUUCGGAUGAGAUAGGUAUAGGUUAGUGGAUUCCAGGCACGACAUAUAACGAAUGGCAAAGGGGCGACGACGUAGGAUCUGUACGAAUAGUUUAUGGGACAACGGUUAGGGUUACUGGGUAAGAAUGCAGGCGGAUCUUUUUGCCU
Daldinia decipiens is the source of this 911-nucleotide messenger RNA. RefSeq lists its product as uncharacterized. NCBI's taxonomy places the organism in Eukaryota, Fungi, Ascomycota, Sordariomycetes, Xylariales, Hypoxylaceae. The record is from RefSeq and is a predicted model, not a curated record. The coding region runs from base 126 to 647 and encodes 173 amino acids. The transcript is spliced from 2 exons.